Cygnus olor (mute swan) is the source of this 617-nucleotide messenger RNA. Its product is annotated as CASP-like protein 4A1. NCBI's taxonomy places the organism in Eukaryota, Metazoa, Chordata, Aves, Anseriformes, Anatidae. The record is from RefSeq and is a predicted model, not a curated record. The coding region runs from base 138 to 617 and encodes 159 amino acids. The transcript is spliced from 4 exons.
GGGCUCAGCGGGGCUCAGCGGGGCUCAGCGGGGCUUGCCGUGGCUCCGCGGUGUCUCCCUGCUGGUGGGGACAGGGAGGCCGCAGCGGGCCUGGUGCUGCGGGCACUGGGCCAGGGCCUGGCCUCGGCUGCGGGAAAAUGCAAAAUGCAGAAUUGAUGCAGUGGUUCUGCGGGGUAUUUCGGGAGAAGAGGGGGAAAAAAAAAAGAAAAGCAAUAAAAUAUGUCCGACGCUUCCACCUCCAUGGCCCGCUCUCUGCCCAGGGACUGGGGCGAGCUCCGUGGCUACGGCAAGCAGCGGGGCCGGGGGCUGGCGUGCAGGCCCCACCCCCCCCCCCACCACCACCAGCAGCAGCAGCACCCCAAAUCCUGCCCCCCCCCCCCCCCCCGCCGCCCCCCCCCCCCCCCCCCCCCCGCCCCCUCCCGCCCCCGGUGACCGACGGCGCCCGCGCGCUCCGGCCGCUCCGCGGGGCCCAGGUCCCUGUUCUGCCUUUAGGUGCUCUUCUCGGCUCCUCCCGGCACGGUACUUCGCUUUCAAAAUUACGUCUCGAUGCUUCCUCCUUCUUUGACUCCCACUGUUCUUACACACCGGGCUUGGGAACUUCACCAAAGAUCCCCUAG